GAGAGAGAGGGGGGGAGCCUCGUCUCCGGCAGGAGUCCUUUCCUCCGGUACCACCAUAGGGAUGCUCUCCUCCUCGUGUUCCGGGCGAUCUAGUAAAUGGGCCGCUCAGGAUGUGAAGCGUCGCUAGAAGAAGCAGGAGGAUGGCUCGACCCGGUUCGUCUGCGGCGGUGCUGCUGGUCCUGAUGGGCUUCCUCUCCUCCGUUGAUGCGGACUCUCUGCUGUCAGCUCCACUCAAUGUGACCAUCCGAGAGCUCGAGGUCAACUCCGCAGUGGUGACGUGGGAAAUCCUCGAGGGAGACCCCGUCAUUGGAUUCGCCAUCACCCAACAGAAGAAGGACGUGCGCAUGCUGAGGUUCAUCCAGGAGGUGAACACCACAACGCGUUCCUGUGCGUUGUGGGAUCUGGAUGAGGACACCGAGUACAUCGUCCACGUGCAGAGCAUCAGCAUGGUGGGCAGCAGCCCCCCGAGUCAGCCGGUGCUCUUCAGAACACCCAAAGAGUCCGAAAAGAUGGCGUCCAAGAGUCCCGACGAGGUGAUGAUGGAGGAGUAUGGAGCGGCUGCCCAGCUGAGGGCCGGAGAACUCAUCAUCAUUGUUGUGGUGCUCGUCAUGUGGGCAGGAGUGAUCGCCUUGUUUUGCCGCCAGUAUGACAUCAUCAAAGACAAUGAGCCCAACAACAACAAGGACAAAGCCAAGAACUCCUCAGAGUGCAGUACUCCUGAACACCCACAGGGGGGGCUACUGCGCAGCAACGUCUAAGAACAACCCUGCAUCGCCUUCUGCAAUAACUAACCUAAGACCUCAGGACAGAGCCUGAGACCAACAGAAAGCCAUCCACUGAAAAAAAUACUGGUGAAGAGAUGAACCGUUAGAGAAAUCCUCAACACAUUGGACAACUGCAAACACAGCGUGGACAACCCUGAACUUGUAAAAUCAAAGGCUACGAAACAGUCCAACAGGAAAUGGCAGAUGAUGAAACUGCGUUCUCUUUUUAUUUCAACCAAAACUGGAAUGUAGCCUUCUUAACAGACACUGUAGAGACGAGACAUAAAACGGCUGCCCAUCAGUUUCUUCUCGAUGGGAAUGGCUUGAUUCAUGCAGUUUAUUUAUGCUUCCUUGUGGCAUGAAAUCCCAGGAGUUGAUCUUGCAACAUGAAUGUCAACUCCACAUCUGGAUGGCUGACCAGAGACGGCGGGAACUUGGGCAGCCACGCGAAACUAGCUGGUCCAGGAGUUGCUCACCACACAACAAAACAAGCGGAGCUCUGUUUUAAACCAGGACUUUCUCCUUUUCUACUGGUUCAUCCUCAUUACUUUGCUCUUUCUUUAUUACAGCCCUCUGUGUAGCAGCUCACCCCCCCCCCCCCCGUCUCUCUGUGCCGGUGUCUCUAUAAGCACAUUGUUGUUUGGUGCUCCUCCUCCUGUGAUUGUAUUGCACAAUGACUUUUGUCUUCUGCUGUUCUCUCUCUCUCUCUUUGUCUCACGUUAAACAAUGCUUCUGGUUUUCUCUUGCCUGAUUUUAAUGUUAAACUCUUAUCAGUUCAGGGAUAAAACCGGGCGUGCUGCUCUAAAGCCACCCAUAGCUUGUGGGGGUGAUGAUAAUUGGUCGCAGGUAGGCUCCGUGCAGACUGACCAGCAGUGUCAUCCAAACUUCCAGCGUUCACAUCUCAACGGUAACCAUAAUCAUGAGAACCAGCUUUUGAAAGAAUGGCACGGCAAGAUUUAGGAUCCCAUUGGCCCACUGUGUUUUUCACAGCGUAUUAUACUCCAUUAUUGCUCUGGGACAGGAUGCACAGGGAAUGUGGAGCAUCUUUCUCGGUGCAGCAUACUGUAUACAGCAGGCAGAAUUUGGCUGGCCUCCAUUUGUUGUUUGGCUGAAGGCCGACAGGAAAGGAUUAUUAACUGUUUCUGUUGAGAAAAAAAAGCUAUAAAAACACUGAAACCAGAAAUAUAUCCUCUCAACAAGUAUGGUCAAGCCAAGGUGGGAAGAAAAACGGCGUGAAUCCCUUUGAAGUAACUGGUCACACACACAGUGCGUGGAAGCCAAUAAUGCAUUUAAAAGAUAAAGAAAAAAAGGUUAUGUCUUUAUUGAACACGCCCAUUAAAGAUUGACCGCGUUGGAGGAGAAAGUAGUUGAGUAUGUAGUUUGCAGAGCUCGAAUCCAAUGAAUGACAUGGGUGGAGGUUUAGAGCUAUCUUGACUAAUAAAAGACACUUGAAUAUUUUAAGUUUGCUGUUAUUGAGGCCUCGCUGAAAGUAGUCUUAUGCAAAGUAACCUCUGUUUUGGCGUCCAUCCGUUAUA
Cololabis saira (Pacific saury) is the source of this 2299-nucleotide messenger RNA. RefSeq names its product fibronectin type III domain containing 5b (gene fndc5b). Lineage: Eukaryota; Metazoa; Chordata; Actinopteri; Beloniformes; Belonidae. Gene Ontology annotation, molecular function: protein binding. The transcript is spliced from 6 exons. The record is from RefSeq and is a predicted model, not a curated record. Bases 141 to 758 code for a protein of 205 amino acids.